UCUCCAUCAGAGUCCUGCUGCCUGCGGACGUGUGUGUUCCAGUGUGUGCGUGUGUGUUCAGGUUUGACACUGCAGUCAUGAUGGAGGAGGCGGUCGGCCUCGGCGCCGUCACGGUUCUCGCCGUCCUGGAACAAGUUUAUUUCUCCCUGCAGGUGAUUCAUGCCAGGAGGAAGUACUCGGUGUCUCCGCCCGCCGCCGCCGGGCCCCCAGAGUUCCAGAGGAUCUUCAGAGCUCAAGUCAACUCCAGCGAGUAUUUUCCGCUCUUCAUCAUUCUGCUGUGGAGCUCCGGACUCUUCCUCAGUCCCGGUCUGUCCUCGGCCUGUGGUUUGCUCUACCUGUACGGACGCCUGCAGUACUUCUGGGGUUACUCCCAGUCCGCUGAGGGCCGCUUGGCUCCGCUUUACUUCACCGCUCAGGUUCUCUGGGUUCUCCUCGGGUUCUCCUGCCUCGGCGUCGUGCUCACCUUCACCCGGGUUUACCUGGACGUGGACCUCCUGCAGGAGGCGGGCUCCGCCCUGCACCCACUCUGGUGACGAGUGAAGCUCCUCGUUUCUAAACGUCUUGAAAUAAAACCAACUAAUAAACGUCAAACAGAAGUGUCCUCCAGCAGGAUGCUCGUGUUCAUGGAGAGGUUUCUGUUUUUGCUAUUUUAACGAGGAAGCAGAAGAAUGAGUGUGAUUGUAGUCAUGUGGAGCCUCCUCUCUGGUGUGUUUGUCCACAUGGAGGGUUUCCCCUCCAGGAUGCGAGGCUCUGCUGUCAGCUGGAAACACCAGCGGAAAACGUCUUCUAAACCACAUUUAGGCCCAAUUUACAGGCAUUGCAGAAUUAGAAAAAUGAGUUUUUACUUGUUGUGUAAAUGUCCUGUUUUUACAUCCUGUACAUCACCUAAUGUCUCUGAAAUCUAAGAUUGUCUUCCUCGUUAUAUUGAUAAUAUUAAAAGUCCUUUUUCUAAUCACGAUUA
Salarias fasciatus (jewelled blenny) is the source of this 961-nucleotide messenger RNA. RefSeq names its product leukotriene C4 synthase (gene ltc4s). Gene Ontology annotation, biological process: leukotriene biosynthetic process. Gene Ontology annotation, cellular component: membrane; endoplasmic reticulum; nuclear envelope. The transcript is spliced from 5 exons. The record is from RefSeq and is a predicted model, not a curated record. Gene Ontology annotation, molecular function: leukotriene-C4 synthase activity; glutathione peroxidase activity; glutathione transferase activity. Bases 78 to 533 code for a protein of 151 amino acids. NCBI's taxonomy places the organism in Eukaryota, Metazoa, Chordata, Actinopteri, Blenniiformes, Blenniidae.